AUGACAAAUAACGCUACACAGGCUACAAAUAAGUUGCUAAAUAAGUUUUUUGCAUCAGUCUUUACCAAGGAGAAGACAGAUAACCUAUCUGAUCUGGAAAGAGAACUCAAGGAAGUGUCAGAGAAAAGUUGUGACACUAUUCAUAUCAUUACCAGCAUGGUUGCCAAACAGCUGUGUAAACUUAAGGGCAGGGCAGGGCAGGGUGGAGUCUGGCUGCUGUAUAAGUGGCUCUGGGCUCAGACCCUCCGCAGUCAGUCAGUCAGUAGUGGAAGCCGAGGGGAAGCCGCACGUUUGCUCGGCAGCAGAGACCUCUCCCCGCGCCCUGCCAUGCGAGCGGAGCUGCUGCUCUCCGGGCUGUGGCUGCUGCUGGUGCCGGCCCUGGCCGGGCAGAAGCGGGUCGCGGCGCGCUGCCCGCCCUGCCAGCCCGGGCAGUGCCCGCCGCUGCCCCCCGAGGGCUGCCCGCGGGGGCGGCUGUCGGACCGCUGCGGCUGCUGCUCGGUGUGCGCCGCCGGUCCCGGGGAGCCGUGCGGCGGCCGCGAGGGCAAGUACGGCCGCUGCGCCCGAGGCUACGAGUGCGAGCGCCCCGGCGGCCCGAGGGGGAAGGGGGGCAAAGGGCGGUGCGUGUGCAAGUCACCCGACCCCGUGUGCGGCAGCGACGGCGUCUCCUACAGCGACGGCUGCGACCUGCGAGCGGCGGCCAACCGAGCGCUCAGGGAGGGGCGGACCACCGUGAGCAGGAGAGGGAAAGGCGGCUGUGAUACAGAACCUGUAAUUGUAACACAACCUAAUGAAAUCUGGAAUAUCACUGGAUCACACGUUUACCUUAGUUGUGAAGUCAUUGGAAUUCCUACUCCUAUACUUACCUGGAACAAGUUAAUGAAAACAGAGACUGGUGUAGAAAAGAUGGAGCUGUUGCCUGGUGACCGUGAUAACCUUGCCAUUCAGACUCGUGGCGGGCCAGAGAAGCACGAGGUUACAGGAUGGGUUCUGAUUUCUCCUUUAACUGAAGAUGAUGCCGGAGUGUAUGAAUGUCAUGCAUCAAACUUCAAAGGGGAGGCUACAGCUAAUGGAAGCAUUCAUGUCGUCCACUCAGCUGCCGAAAUAAGAUUAAAAAGUAAACAGGAAAAAGAAGCAUGAAAACAUACAAGAAGACAACGUUGCUCAAAUGGUUAAAGCACCAUUUAGUACUAUACUAACUGCUUGUCUAUUUACAGGGAAACCUGGAAAUAGAAAGCAGACUAUGCUUGUAUAACUUUCUUAAAACCUUUGAAUGCUUUUUCAAGCAUGUAUAUUCAUAAUGAUUUAUAUAGUUAAUCCUGGAUGCCGCUAUUCCUUUCAUUUUAAAAUCCAAUAAAUGCCUGUGCUUGCAGUUAACCUAUAAAGUUUAUUAUCAAGAUAAGAAAAAGAAAUUUAAAAAAUCAAGAAUUCGUCUUUAUUAAAUCUCAUGAAACGUAAUACACAAAACUCCUUUCUUUUUACAACAAUCUAGUUACACAGCCGAUAAGUAUAAAAGAUUCAUACUUCAUCAAUGAGAACAAACGUUACAAAAGUGUUAUGUCAGACUAAAGAUGGCAAAACGGACCACACCUUGUAUGUACAAACAAUGCCUUCAUUCUCCAGGAUACACAGAAACUGAAGCACCCAGUCACACAAUCUUCUUGCAGUUUAGGUAACUGAAUAUUUCCCCAAAGUUAACAGGUCUGAACACAGGAUCUCAUGCAUCAUGAAAUCAUCAUCCGUGGUGCAAUGCUCAUCGACAUCAACUCUUGGAAGAGAAGCUUACAGGCAUAAGGCAUCCGAACUAAUGAAAUCUGUAAACAAGAAACAAUAAAAUGAAAAUACAAUACGUUGA
Callorhinchus milii (elephant shark) is the source of this 1852-nucleotide messenger RNA. It is a transcript of the gene igfbp7, whose product is annotated as insulin-like growth factor binding protein 7. The transcript has 6 exons. Gene Ontology annotation, biological process: regulation of signal transduction; regulation of cell growth. Lineage: Eukaryota; Metazoa; Chordata; Chondrichthyes; Chimaeriformes; Callorhinchidae. Gene Ontology annotation, molecular function: insulin-like growth factor binding. The record is from RefSeq and is a predicted model, not a curated record. Bases 1 to 1137 code for a protein of 378 amino acids. Gene Ontology annotation, cellular component: extracellular region.